Enhydra lutris kenyoni (northern sea otter) is the source of this 2624-nucleotide messenger RNA. Its product is annotated as zinc finger protein 333. The transcript has 8 exons. Gene Ontology annotation, biological process: regulation of transcription by RNA polymerase II. The coding region runs from base 570 to 2204 and encodes 544 amino acids. The record is from RefSeq and is a predicted model, not a curated record. Gene Ontology annotation, molecular function: DNA-binding transcription factor activity; RNA polymerase II cis-regulatory region sequence-specific DNA binding. NCBI's taxonomy places the organism in Eukaryota, Metazoa, Chordata, Mammalia, Carnivora, Mustelidae.
UUUGGAGGAAAAUUCGUCCCAGGGUAUGCAAAUGGUGGAGAUUGUCCUCCAGUAGCUGCUUGGGAAAGGGCUUGUUGCUUUGGAGGCCCUGAGGUCUGAAAAUACCUCAUUGGAGCUGCAGGGGCCUCAUCUGACAGGCUCGUUGCCGUAACCCCAUGCAGAGCAUUCUGUGUGUCAUUACAGAGCCCUCAAUUAAUGCUUGUUUGUGAAGGCGCGAAUGCAGGCACUCCAGGCCCUCUCCGUCCCUGUGUCUUGAUUAGCAGAUGGACCCUGUGAGGGAGGAGAACUCACAAGGCACAGCUGUCCUCUCCAGUUUCUGUGGGCUCUUUCCCCUCAGUAUGGGAUUCCAGCACCUUCCACAGAGUUCCACUCCUAGCUCAGCAGUGAGCGCUGAGUGUGGGAGAGGAGGGGGUUCUGCUGCAUCUGAGCCUCAGGAAACAAGCCGUCACAGAAUGUUUUGAACGGGCAGAGGAGGUCCACCCGGACACACAUGUGGAGAAACUGAGUGGUUCAUCCAUGAAGACACACAGCCUGGGCUGAAGGCGGCCGUGCAGAUUCAGAGGGUGGCCAUGCCGGUGCCUGCACUGGGUGUCCCUGAGCUGGGGAUGGCCGGGGAUUCUGAUGUAGCUCUGCUUGCCCAGGACCCCGCCUGGCUCCAGAAGGAGAGCACAGAGGAGGAAGCCGGGGCGCGGGGCGUACUGAUCACCUGUCUUCAGGAACCCGUCACCUUUGCUGAUGUGGCUGUGUUGUUCACCCCAGAGGAGUGGAUGUUUUUAGACUCUGCCCAGAGAAGCCUGUACAGAGAUGUGAUGCUGGAGAACUAUAGGAACUUGGCCUCCGUGGGUAAAGACAGGCUCAUUGCUUCAUCUACACACUCCUGCAACACCUAUGCAUCCCCAGAGAUGUGCUGGUUUGGGAAAUCAAGAGGAGCAGGAGAUCAGCUAGGCAAACCCAGUAUGCUUUCCCUUUCGGAGCCAGGAGAAGAGCUGUGGGCCCCUGAGAGAAGAACCUUCCCAGGAACCCGUCCAGAACCUCAGCAUCAACCCCAAGAUUCAGUUUCUCACCCAGAUAUUUUUGCAGAGAGUCCAUCCACUGGCAUGAAAAGGGAGCAACCUCAGACUGGAGAAAAACUCUAUAAUUACAGUGAACUUGGGGAACCCUUUCACGGCAUCAAACCGCUUUUUCAGUACCAGAGAAUUCACGCUGGAGGUGACCCCUGUGAAUGCCACGAGGGUGGAAAAUCCUUCUUCCAACCCGCUCACCUAAUUGUGCCAGACAAAAUCCAUCGUGGGGACAAAACCUACGUGUGUAGCAAAUGUGAGAAAUCCUUCAGAUACAGCUCCGACCUGAUCAGGCAUGAGAAGACUCAUACCGCGGAGAAGUGCUUUGAAUGUCAGGAGUGUCGGCAAGCCUUCAAGUAUUCCUCAAAUCUGCGGCGCCACCUGAGGACUCACACUGGAGAGAAGCCUUUCGAAUGUGCUCAGUGUGGGAAAACCUUCACUAGGAACUUUAACCUAAUUCUGCACCAGCGAAACCACACGGGCGAGAAGCCCUACGAAUGUAAGGACUGUGGGAAAGCGUUUAAUCAGCCAUCCUCUCUGAGGAGCCACGUGAGGACUCAUACAGGAGAGAAGCCCUUUGGGUGCAGUCAGUGCGGGAAGGCCUUCAGGGAGCACUCGUCGCUGAAGACACACCUGCGCACUCACACCAGGGAGAAGCCGUAUGCGUGUAACCAGUGUGGGAAGCCCUUCCGGACGAGCACUCAUCUGAACGUCCACAAAAGGAUACACACCGGGGAGAAACUGUAUGAGUGCGCUACUUGUGGGCAGGUCUUGAGUCGCCUCUCAACGCUCAAGAGUCACAUGCGAACUCACACGGGAGAGAAGCCCUAUGUGUGUCAGGAAUGUGGGCGAGCCUUCAGUGAACCUUCAUCCCUCAGGAAACAUGCAAGGACGCACACUGGCAAGAAGCCCUACGCCUGUCAGGAAUGUGGGCGAGCCUUUGGUCAGUCUUCACACCUUAUUGUGCACGUGAGGACUCACACUGCAGGGAAACCCUAUGAAUGCAAUCAGUGUGAGAAAGCCUUCAGGCACAGCUCUUCACUUACUGUGCAUAAAAGAAUUCAUGCCGGGAGAGAGAACGUUAGGAAUGGUGGCCUGGCUUUAUCAGUGUCCCAUCUGCAUAGUGGGCCCCUUGCUGAGUGACUUCCAAGUUUUAAAAAUAUAUGUGUUCCAGGCUAUAAUCAUCUCUUGUAGUACUUGUUUUAGCUACAUCACAUGUUUUGAUACAUAUUUUCAUUUUGGUUGAAAUCCGAAUAUUGUCUUAGUUUCUAUUAUCACUUAUUCUUUGGCCUGUGAGUUAUUUAUAAUUAGAUUUUAAAACAACAGGACAUAAGUAUAUUUUUAUAGAGGUAUAAUUACUUAUAGUGAAAUACAUAGAUCUUAAGUGUAUAGUUGGAGGACUCUGACAAGUGCAUACAUAUGUAUAUGUAACCAAUAUGCCAUUUAAGAUAUAGAACAUUUCUGUGCUUCUGGAAAGUUCCUGCAUGUAUAUGGGUGGGUGGUUUUUUUUUUUUUUAUUUUACAAAUUUUUGUUGGUUUCUAAUUUAAUUUCAUUGUGAGCAG